GUUCCCGCCUAUUCACUUCGUCUCUCCCCCCACCAUAUAUCUACCUCCCCCCAAAAACCCUAAUCACCUAAAUCAAACAUUACCUCUGUAAAUUCUGAAGCGGCACAACAAUUAGGAACUUCAACCAGUCUUUGUUCAAUCGAAGAAGCGUCAGGUAGUUCACCUAAAUCGACCAUCCACAAUCAGCGCUCGAGCCCAGACAAUCUAUCCCGAUUCCUCCAAGCAACGACCAGGAAAAUCCAACAAUCAACGACGGCAAUGGUGAAUACUCGGGCAUCUGGAUCUGCAACGACUGACGGAAAAGUGUAUCAGAGGAGGAACACUAAAACCAAGCCACCGCGGAUCCCCAAAGCUCAAACCAGGGUUGUACCACAAAACAAAACAACACCGCAAUCCAACAAAGGGAAGGAGGCUGAUGCAAAAACUCCAAUUCCUGUUAACGAUACGAGUCCUACAACCAAAAACGUUGCAGUAGUGGAAAAACCUACUGGAGACAAAGCUGAACCUGUUUCUCAAUCUGGAAAAGGUGAGUAUAAUAAAAAACCUAAGACCACAUUGCUGUAUUUGAAAUGAUUUGAGUAAUAAUUUUUUGAUUUGUUAUGAUGCUUAUGUCUCAAUUUCAAAAUCAAAAAUCGCUUUCUAAGUUUGGAUGAGAAAAAGACGGUGACAUCUCUUGAGGCAGCGUUGGCGAAGGACAAACUCAAUUCACCCGAACUUGUAGAAGCUGUGAAGAACAUGUUCAAAGUCACAACACAGCUUACCAAGCUUGCUGAGGAUGGGCCACCCUUCGACAUUCAUCCUUCGUUUGAACAAAAGAAUGGUGAACUCGCAAGAAGACGCGGUGUUAAACAAAUUGAAAUUACAAACGUACAUGUAAUUCAAAAUUGUGCUGUUACACCACAGAAUGGAGUAAACAAGGCUGUGGCGGAGAUUAGUAGCUUCACGGCUGUAGGAAUGAUUCAGAGCUCGAAUACAGAAAAAUCAUUUAUAAGUGUUGGAUCUGAAGAAGCACGUUUGUGUGCAUCAAAGAGUGAUAAACAGGAACGCAACAACAUGAUUGGAACAUCAUUUAACGGUAUUAGCGUUGCAUCAAAUCAGAAGGGUAAAGAACAGGAAGGAACUAUCAAUGUUGAUGAGAUUGUAAAAUCAGCAAUGGCUGACUACAUGGAUGGCGGUGGUGAUGACGCUGCUGAUGAAUUUUUUUCGGAUGCUUCAGCAACGAAAACGACACCAAGUUUGAAUAAUCAGCUUAUAAUCAAUGAUGAUACUAAUGGUGAGGAAAUCGAUGUGGAGGCCAUAGUAAAAUCUGCAGUGGAAGCGUACAUGGAAUGUGAUGAGGCAGAUGCGGAUUUUGUCACACCUUUCACAAAAAAAUCAGAACCAAAAUUGGGCGAAGCUUUGGUCAUCACUGCAAACAAACAACCACAUGACAGGCAACAAACAUUUAAGAUGAACAUUCGCACCAAGACAGACAUGAGAUGUACUAAUGCACUGCGUUCACCAUUUCUUGAGAGAGCAGUCACUGUGUCACGAAAGCUUACUCCAGAUGAACGAGUAAUGUAUUAUUGGUUGAUGACCACUCACCACGGCAAUGAAGAACAAAUUAUCUACAAUGACCGAGUAGUUGAGGUCAUGCUCUUGGAGUUCUGUUCGCUACUGCCGCAUCAUGAGGUUUCAAGUGGAGUAAUUAGCUCCUUCUGCUCUGUACUUAACCAUAUGGAAGAUUUGAAAUCUGUCACCUCGCCAAAAAGACUAUUUUUCACAACCUACCCUGCUCUUUACACGGUUGUUAUGAGUAAUGGGCGGGAUGAUGAUGCAGACAAACUAGACGAAUUUGCCUCAAACAUUGACAAAGAGGUCAGCGAAAUACCACACUUCGCAUGGGGUGACAUAGAUAUGGUAUUCUUUGCAUUCUGCGUUUCAAAAAGGUACUACACUGUGUGCUUUUGUUUCAAACGAAGAUCAGUGGUGAUUAUAGAUGCUUGUAAAGAUGGAGAAAACAAUGACUUGCGAUUCACCUACGGAUGUAUUCCAGAGGCAUUGAGGACAUUCUUUUGUAAGUAUUUAUCAAGAAUUGGUUGUCACAAUCAAUGCAAAUCGGUUAUAAACGUGCCUAUUCAGAGGAUGAAGAUGAGUUGGAGAACAACAGACAAUGCAGAAGACAGUGGCGUUUAUUUGCUUAGACACCUUGAAGUCUACAUGGGUGAAAGGGAGGGACAAUGGAAUUGUGGACUAACGACAAAAAACAAAGGUGUGCUACAGUUUUUAAGAGCUAAAUACAACCGUGUGUUGAUGUUGGCAGGAAUUAAUCACAGCGCGUUACUCAAUAAAGAUGCGGCAUAUAAACAUUUUGCGAAGGAAAACAAGAAAACCAAGAUCAACGUAGAACACAUGAUAGCAAACUACGGAUCGGUGCAAAUGUAUAUUGCAUAAGUCAAAUAAGUUUUUCAUUUUGUUCGUU
Molecule: messenger RNA, 2461 nt
Organism: Salvia splendens (bonfire salvia)
Lineage: Eukaryota; Viridiplantae; Streptophyta; Magnoliopsida; Lamiales; Lamiaceae
Exons: 14
Coding region: 736-2433 (565 amino acids)
Source: RefSeq, a predicted model, not a curated record